AUGCCACUUCAUGUACGGCGCAGCAGUGACCCAGCAUUAGUGGGCCUCUCCUUAUCAGUCAGCGAUACCAAUUUUACUUCAGAAGAACCUUCACGAAAAAACCCCACAAGAUGGUCCACAACAGCAGGCUUUCUGAAGCAGAAUCCUUCUGGUGGCACAAGAAGUCAUGAGCGCAAGAAAGACGAAAAUUACAGAAGCCUCCCACGGGACACCAGUACCUGGUCUUCUACUCAAUUUCAGAGGGAUAAUGCUCGUUCUUCAUUAAGUGCCACUCAUCCCAUGGUAGAUAAAUGGCUGGAGAGACAAGAACAGGAUGAUGAUGGGACAGAAGAAGAAGAGAGCAGAGUAGAACCAGUGGGUCAUGCAGAUGCAGGUUUGGAUAACAUCACCUAUUCGUUAGAUGAUAUGGUAAAGCUCGUUGAAGUUUCCAAUGAUGGUGGACCUUUGGGGAUCCAUGUAGUUCCUUUCAGUGCUCGAGGCGGAAGAACUUUAGGUCUAUUAGUGAAGAGACUGGAGAAAGGUGGUAAAGCAGAACAGGAAAACCUCUUUCAUGAAAAUGACUGUAUUGUCAAAAUUAACGAUGGGGACCUUCGAAAUAGAAGAUUUGAGCAAGCACAGCAUAUGUUCCGUCAAGCCAUGCGUACACCGAUCAUUUGGUUCCAUGUGGUUCCUGCUGCAAGAAAACAACAGUAUAUAAAGCUGUCACAAAGUGAAAAGAAUGCUUACCAUUCCAGUCGUUUUAGUCCUGAUUCCCAGUAUCAAGACAGUAAAGGUAUCGACCACUCUGGACUUCACACUUUACAAAAAAUGCCCCAAGUGAGCAAUCAAGCUGAUGCGUUGGACUCUUAUUCACAACUACCUCAUAAUGUGAAUUCAGGAAAACCACCUUUGGCUUUGACAUCAACACCACAGAAAGUUCAUACCGCUUUGAACUCUGGCUAUAAUACCAAAAGGAUAGGGAAGCGUCUUAAAAUACAAUUAAGGAAAGGUACUGAAGGCCUAGGAUUUAGCAUCACUUCAAGAGAUGUUCCUAUUGGUGGCUCAGCUCCAAUUUAUGUGAAAAAUAUCCUUCCAAGAGGCGCAGCUAUUCAAGAUGGAAGAUUAAAGGCUGGAGACCGACUCAUUGAGGUAAAUGGAGUGGAUUUAACAGGAAAAACCCAAGAAGAAGUUGUUUCUCUCCUGAGGAGCACUAAAAUGGGUGGAUCGGUUAGCCUACUAAUUUUUCGUCAAGAAGAAGCAUUCCAUCCUAGGGAAUUGAAUACUGAACAAAGCCAGUCACAAAUUCCAAAGGAAACGAAAUCAGAAGAAGAAGAUCUUGUUCUUACUGCUGAUGGCACCAGAGAAUUCCUCACUUUUGAGGUUCCUCUUAAUGAUUCUGGGUCAGCUGGACUUGGUGUCAGUGUGAAAGGUAACCGGUCAAAAGAGAAUCAUGCAGACCUUGGCAUCUUUGUGAAGUCCAUUAUUAAUGGUGGAGCAGCUUCUAAGGAUGGAAGACUCCGAGUGAAUGAUCAAUUAAUCGCAGUAAAUGGAGAAUCAUUGUUGGGAAAGACGAACCAAGAUGCCAUGGAAACUUUGCGUAGGUCCAUGUCCACAGAGGGAAAUAAACGGGGAAUGAUUCAACUGAUUGUUGCAAGACGAGUGAGCAAAUGCAAUGAGUUGGAAUCACCUGGGAGUCCUCUGGGGCCGGAGCUGCCUAUUGAGACACUAAUGGAUGACCGGGAGCGAAGGAUUUCCCAUUCACUGUACAGUGGGGUUGAAGGCCUCAAUGAAUCCCCCACCAGGAAUGCUGCCUUGAGUAGACUAAUGGGUAAAUUCCAGCUUUCUCCAACAGUCAACAUGCCCCAGGAUGAUAUGAUAAUGAUUGAAGAUGACAGACUACCUGUACUACCUCCAUAUCUUUCAGACCAAUCAUCUUCCAGUUCUCAUGAUGACAUAGGCUUUGCAACCAUGGAUGCUGGAGCUUGGAGUAAACCAAUAGUGAAUGAAUCAGCAGAAUGCAUACUAAGUCCAGAUAUGGAUCCAGAGCUGACUUUCCAACGAGAAGGAUUUGGACGUCAGAGUAUGUCAGAAAAGCGUGCUAAGCAGUUUUCAGAUGCCAGCCAAUUAGACAUUGUUAAAACACGGAAAUCUAAAAGCAUGGAUUUAGUAGCUGACGAGACUAAGCUCAGUACAAUGGAUGGCCAGAGAACAGGUUCUCCAACCAGAGAUGUGGGCCCAUCAUUAGGCCUGAAGAAAUCCAGCUCUUUAGAAAGUUUGCAGACAGCAGUUGCUGAGGUGACAUUGAAUAGUGACAUCCCCUUCCAUCGUCCACGACCACGAAUAAUCCGAGGACGAGGAUGCAAUGAAAGUUUCAGGGCAGCAAUAGAUAAAUCAUAUGAUAAACCUGUUGCUGAUGAGGAUGAUGAAGGAAUGGAAACCUUGGAAGAAGACACAGAAGAAAGUUCACGAUCUGGUAGAGAAUCUGUGUCCACAUCUAGUGACCAACCAUCCCAUUCUCUAGAAAGACAGAUGAAUGGCAGUCAGGAGAAAGGGGACCGGAAAAAAAAUGGGAAGGACAAGAAAAAAGAUCGAGAUAAGGAGAAGGAUAAAAUCAAAGCCAAGAAAGGAAUGCUCAAAGGUCUUGGGGACAUGUUCAGGUUUGGCAAACAUCGAAAAGAUGACAAGAUUGAGAAAAUAAAAAUACAGGGAGCUGUUACUUCAGAAGAGGAGAGAAUACGUAUGAAACAAGAACAGGAAAGGAUACAAGCCAAGACCCGAGAGUUUCGUGAAAGACAAGCCCGGGAACGAGAUUAUGUCGAGAUCCAUGAUUUAAACAGGACUUAUGCAUGUGAUGCUGACUCAAUGUAUGCUGGAAUUCCUUCAUAUUCCCCCAUGAGUAGCAGCACAAUUAGCAGUAGACCACAGAGCCCAGGGGAAACAUCGACAAUAGAAGCAUUAUAUGCCCAAGUAAAGAAAGGACGCAAUUCAAAAUCUUCACCUGCAGACAGAUCAGCUCCAAGCAAUCAUGACCGGAUACAACGAUUAAGGCAAGAAUUUCAACAAGCCAAGCAAGAUGAGGAUGUGGAAGACAGGAGGCGUACUUACAGCUUUGAACAACCAUGGCCAAAUUCAAAGACCUAUUCACAGAGUGGCAGACAUUCUGUAUCAGUAGAAGUUCAGAUGCAGAAGCAACGACAAGAGGAAAGAGAGAGUUUCCAGCAGGCUCAGAGGCAAUACAGUUCAUUACCCAGACAAAGUCGGAAAAAUGCCAGCUCUGUAUCUCAAGAUUCUUGGGAACAGAACUAUCUUCCUGGUGAAGGUUUUCAAAGUGCUAAAGACAACCCUCGGUACUCCAGUUACCAAGGCUCUAGGAACGGCUACCUCGGGGGCCACGGCUUCAAUGCUCGAGUCUUGCUUGAAACACAAGAGCUCCUCCGUCAGGAACACCGGCGGAGAGAGCAACAGCUGAAAAAAAAGACUUCUUCUGAAGGGCCCAACAACUAUGACUCCCAUAAGAAAGCUCAGGACCCUAAUUAUGCCACUCCCAAAGGUCCUUUCAGGCAUGAUGUACCACCUUCACCAUCUCAGGUUGCCAGGCUGAACCGACUACAAACACCAGAAAAGGGAAAACCCUUUUAUUCUUUAGUUGAAGAAAAAAGUCAGCGGCCCAUGUAAUAAAGGAAUUUUUCAUAUGGAGAGACUUACAUUACGGAACUCUAUGUUUCAAAUGGAGGGACUCUUAUUUUGUUUUUCAGUGCCUUUAGCAAGAUGGACAAUGAAUUGGAAGGCCUUAUAUAUACAUAUUUUUUUUGCCAUUAUCUUUCAAGUGUUAUAUCCACAAAAGGAUUAUCCAUUAUUUGACAAUCAUAUUUGAGGCAAGCGAUGAGUCUUGGCUAUCAAGUGUCCUAGCCAGUUUUUAUUAUAAAUAACUGCUCACCAAAUUACACCAUUAGUGUUGUUCAAAGAGAUACUUUUCUAGCAUAUAGCAUUGAUUGUUCUCUAAUUUAAAAUCCCAUUGCCAUAUUUUGUU
Protobothrops mucrosquamatus (brown spotted pit viper) is the source of this 4009-nucleotide messenger RNA. RefSeq names its product par-3 family cell polarity regulator (gene PARD3). The coding region runs from base 1 to 3654 and encodes 1217 amino acids. The record is from RefSeq and is a predicted model, not a curated record. Gene Ontology annotation, biological process: establishment of cell polarity; establishment of centrosome localization; cell adhesion. Gene Ontology annotation, molecular function: phosphatidylinositol binding; protein binding. Lineage: Eukaryota; Metazoa; Chordata; Lepidosauria; Squamata; Viperidae. The transcript is spliced from 22 exons. Gene Ontology annotation, cellular component: adherens junction; apical plasma membrane; cell cortex.